AUGGCACGUCAGGACAAUCCUUUGAAAAUCUUGUAUGACAUUGCUGUUAGUCCCAUAGCAGAUUUGAUAAGCAGCGAUGAACUUAUCAUUGUUCCAGACGGCCCAUUGUGGUUGGUUCCUUAUGCUGCGUUCAUGACACCCAAUUCAAAGUACCUUUGUGAGACUUUCAGAAUCCGAAUGAUUCCUUCCUUAGAUUGUUUGAAAAUCCUCGCAGACUGUCCAGUGGGUUAUCACAGGGAAACUGGAGCUUUGCUUGUAGGAGAUCCAUGCGUGCAAGAAGUUGUUUUGCGUGGGAGAAGGAAACUUCAACAGCUUCCAUGUGCAGAAAAAGAAGUAAAAAUGAUCGGAAAAAUAACUAACACCAUGCCUCUCACUGGGACGGAGGCAACAAAAACACAAGUUUUGAAAAGUCUCUCCUCAGUGUCCUUGGUACACAUCGCAGCGCACGGUUGUAUGGAAACUGGAGAAAUUGUCUUGGCACCAAAUCCUAUACGAUCAUCUCCGAUACCCACAGAGGAAGAUUUUCUCUUGACAAUGACUGACGUUUUAAACGUGAAGAUUCGAGCGAAACUAGUUGUACUAAGCUGCUGUCACAGUGGUCGUGGAGAGGUAAAGACUGAGGGUGUGGUUGGCAUUGCAAGAGCGUUCCUGGGCGCCGGUGCUCGAUCUGUUCUGGUAUCCCUAUGGGCCAUUGACGACGAAGCAACUCUGGAGUUUAUGAAAAGUUUCUACAAGUUUUUAGUGGAGGGACGAAGUGCGAGUGAAGCUCUUAAUCGGACCAUGAACUAUAUGAGGGAAUCUGAACAGUUUAGUGAGUUGCGACUCUGGGCCCCGUUUAUUCUUAUUGGAGAUGACGUCACUCUGAACUUGGCCGGAAGGUAA
This is a messenger RNA of Porites evermanni, 882 nucleotides long. NCBI's taxonomy places the organism in Eukaryota, Metazoa, Cnidaria, Anthozoa, Scleractinia, Poritidae. The record is from the annotation of a GenBank genome assembly.